AUUGCCGCCAGGAAGUGCUAUCUCGCUCGUAUCGGAAGUUGAAUUAUCAGCUGAUCAUGGUGUUUUGGAUGGAAGUUGCUUUUGGCACGGAGGGGCUCUUUCUUUAUCAUCUUAAGCAAAUCUUAAACGUCAAAGACACCGGAAAAUAAAGCUGAAUGUAACAGUCCGGCGCCUCCAACAACCGAAACGGCCGAACGCGGAGAAAUCCGUGUUAUUAUGAACAGAUGAUGGUCAUAAGUGGUGAUCUGUUUGCUUGCUGUUGAAUCAUCGGAAAGAAAGAAAACAACGUCAGGCGAGGCUCGUGCGAGUCACUGAUAGUCUGAUGUGUGUGUCUUGACUCGUAUAGAGCGGUCAUAAAUAGAUUAAUGUAACUGUUUGGACACGAAAUGUCCUUCGUUCGCUGUAAUAAAUAGUAGCUUACGCGUUAUAUGCGAUUCAGGAGUAAGUCAAAGGUCAGAUGAAAGUGUUUUUUCUUUUCUUUUUCUCACAACAGACAGCAGUUUUAAAAAUACUUUAUUCCCAUGUAUGUGAGUUAUAAGAUAAAUAACGUCUUGGAUUAAUUCAUGUUUAAAGAAGUUGAUAAAAACAGCUGCAACCUGUAACCAAUUGGUCCUGGACAUCAGCUCGCUGUGACUGACAUACAGUUUACUUGUCUAAUUUAUUUAAGCUUUGUCAUAUUGAUCUUUUUGUUGGUGUGUUUGUAAAUGUGUACCUGUUAGUCUUUGUAUAGUGUUAUUUAUAAGCAUGGUGACAGUGGAAUGCGUUGAUAGCUUGAUUGCAUCACUUGUGUUUUGACAUAUCUGACGUCAGGGUGUCCUGUGUCACUCAAACUGUGUUUAAAGUGUGUGGGAGCUUUUUAAACAUACUACUUCGUAAUAUUUGGACUUAUUUGGUGAUUUAACGGUGGAUUAUUCAAGAUUUUUCGAGAGAGAAGAUUCAGAUCUGGCACAGUCAGAGAUCCUCGUUGAUAUCCCCAAUUUCUCCCCGCCAAUGCUGGAUCUGGAGGUCGUUCCUGAGCGAUCUUUGGGAAAUGAACAAUGGGAAUUCGCAUUAGGGAUGCCAUUGGCCCAGGCCAUUUCCAUAUUACAGAAACACUGCAGAAUCAUCAAAAAUGUCCAGGUGCUCUACAGCGAACAAAUGCCACUCAGCCACGACCUCAUUCUCAACUUGACUCAGGAUGGAAUUAAACUGCUGUUUGACGCCUGCAAUCAGAGACUGAAAGUAAUUGAAGUGUACGAUUUGAGCAAAGUGAAACUGAAAUACUGUGGAGUACAUUUUAACUCUCAGGCAAUAGCACCUACUAUUGAGCAGAUUGAUCAGUCCUUUGGCGCUACUCAUCCAGGAGUCUACAAUGCUGCCGAGCAACUCUUCCACCUGAACUUCCGAGGGCUUUCCUUCUCCUUUCAGCUGGACUCCUGGAGUGAAGCUCCUAAAUAUGAGCCUAACUUUGCCCAUGGCUUGGCCUCCCUGCAGAUUCCCCAUGGGGCCACUGUCAAACGGAUGUACAUUUACUCUGGAAACAACCUUCAAGAAACCAAGGCUCCGGUGAUGCCUCUAGCCUGUUUCCUUGGUAAUGUGUAUGCAGAAAGUGUGGAGGUGCUGAGGGAUGGGGCGGGACCGACGGGUCUCAAACUUCGUCUCCUCACCGCAGGAUGUGGCCCGGGAGUGUUGGCUGAUACGAAAGUGCGGGCUGUUGAGAGAAACAUCUACUUUGGAGAUUCUUGUCAGGAUGUUUUGAGUGCUCUUGGCUCCCCGCAUAAGGUCUUCUACAAGUCAGAGGACAAGAUGAAGAUCCAUUCACCCUCCCCUCACAAGCAAGUCCCGUCCAAAUGCAAUGACUACUUCUUUAAUUAUUAUAUUCUGGGAGUGGAUAUACUGUUUGACUCUUCAACCCACCUGGUCAAAAAAUUUGUUCUUCACACCAACUACCCUGGUCAUUACAAUUUCAACAUAUAUCAUCGGUGUGAUUUCAAGAUUCCUCUUAUCAUUAAAAAAGAUGGGACAGAUGCUCAGAGUGAGGACUGCAUUCUGAGCACUUACAGCAAAUGGGAUCAGAUUCAGGAGCUGCUAGGACACCCCAUGGAAAAACCAGUUGUACUACACAGGUCAUCUUCUGCAAACAACACCAACCCUUUUGGUUCCACAUUUUGUUUUGGACUGCAGAGAAUGAUAUUUGAGGUCAUGCAGAAUAACCACAUAGCUUCUGUGACUCUCUACGGAGCGCCUCGUCCAAGUAGCCUGGCCCGUGCCGAGCCAAGUGCCCACUGAGGAAGCCGCCAUGCCCACGGUGCCCGUCCAGCCCUGCAGAGCCUCUGAACUGACCAGUAGAGUGUGCCUUCACUCACUGCUGCCAUCACACAAGCUAAAGCAAGACAUGCUGGGAGUUUCUCUGGAGUUGAACUCGUCCCCCCUUCACAUCAUAAUGGAGGCCUCAAUUCGGUCUCCUCAAUAAUAGCAUGGAGGCUGCCCUCAGCCUGCUAAUUAUCCCAGAUAACCAUGCAAACCUGGCUCUGCCCCCAAAGCUUUAACCCAGACAUGCAUCAACGUCAGCAUCGUUAUAGUACUUGUGGAUGCACAGUGAUUCAUUUCCACAUAUUUGUGUAUUCCUUUUUUUUUUUUUUUUUUUUUGCCCAACCUUCUAAAUUUCCAUACCAGACGCACCAAAGGGCAAACAUUGAACCGAUUUCUCCCCUGCACGCUAAACACUUUAACAAAAACGCACAUGCAUUCGACUUCAUUUGCUUUCCGAUGCGCAGAAGAUGAGAACAAAGUCAAAAGAGGACAAACUUUUGCCGCGUAAAUUCAAUGACGAGUGUGUUUUGUAUGCAUUUACGUAAGGUUACAAGCACAAGCUAGCACAGUGUGGAUCUAGUGCUGUGAAAAUGUUCUCAUGGCACAUGAACAGGCUCACAUACACACAUAACGAUUCAUAAACCCAUUUCAUACCAAGUCAACAGCACAGAUUACCUCCCAUUUCAAUACCGUACACCCGCUUACGUUGAUUCCGUUAUUGUUUUGUUGUUCAUGAGCGCAUUAGUUUUGAACAUUUGCACUAAAAUACACCUAAUUUACUUGAUAAUUGUCUCCUGUCCACUGAGGAACGUUUUAAUUGCAAGUCUCAGAGAGAAAGGACGGCGGGGGAGGGAACGACGACGUGCAAUCUGGAUUUCAAAGCGAGUUGUAACCCAGACUGGAGAGAAAAGCCAUCCACCCAUCGCUGUUUCUUUUUCCCACUGGAUGUCAUGCCGUCAGUUCUGUUUGCGUCCUUUUGUUUUGUGCAAAGUAGAAAGAUGUGAAGUUCUUUUACCUUGUUCAGUAUCUUAAAGUCUUAACUGCAGAAUUGUUUUGUCGCCUGAUUGCCAAAUCAUUAGCCAAAGAAGAAACAACAGUUCGAUCUCUGUCACUUUUAAUAUCCACAGUGUAAGAACAUUCCCUUUUUGAUUUGAUCUAUUAAGUCCCUGAAUUGUUUUUAGCAUAGCAACUCGAUCAAUUUUUAAUUGCUUUUUGAUUUGAAGCUUUCUCUAUUGCUUACUACUCUACAGAUUUGUUGCCGAUGUUUCCGUAGCAAGUAGAUGUGAUGUUUUCUCAAGCACAGUGUGUCCUUGUCUGUACAGAUCUGUAAAUAGUGUGCAAAAUUUUAACUGUUUCUUUGCCCUAACGGUACCAUAUCAGAUCAGCUGAUGUUUUGAACUCCCCUAGACUGCUAACAUACUGAGAGUGUCUGGUUUUCUCUGCCAGGGACACUAGAGCAGCUUCCCUCGACCGUUGUCUUGGAUGGAAUAGCCUACAUUUGACCACUGUUGGAGAUGACUAGAGCGUUUUAACUUCAGUAGAUGGUUUGUUCACCUCGAACUACUGUUCGUUGCUUUGCUGCCUGGCAGCGUAAACCACCCAUGGCUGUCAUGUCCACCUCCCUUCGGGCUUCUGCAGUGUGUGGUUCAGGCUAACUUGGGCAUUUUUAGCUUUCUGUUACAUUAACUUCUCAUUAACUGCGCUGGAAGACCGUCAGUGGUGUUUUUAACAUAUUUUACCCUUAGCGUUUGGUCUUUUACAAGGAAGAUGCUAUUAACAUUGUGCCUCAUCUCCCACCGAGCCUGUCUUGACUUUUUCUCUGUAAAUGAAAUUGUUUGAACUGCUUUGUGUAUGUCUGAGCAUGUAAAGCUAAAUUGAUAGUCAUAGUCCUUUUGUUCUGAAAACGUACCUGAAUAUUAGAGGAAGAGGGAAAAAAACCCUGACUUGUUGGAUAUUGAACUCUUUUCAUGAAGGGCUAGUUUACUGUGUUCAGUGUGUUUAAAUUGAAACUGCAGAUGACCCUUCGUGAUUUGAAGUUCGCAAAGUGGUUGUGGUGUUUCUGUCGUAAUGCAAUUUGUACUUUUUGAAACUGGUGUGGAGUUCCACUUUAAAUAUGGUUAGAUCUUAAAGCAAACUGUUUAGAUGCACAAUUGGAAUCUCCGUUGUCGAGGAGGAACAACACAACCGCUUUUUUAGUAUCAUUUAGGGAGUGUAACUGAGGGGGGAGUGUGGUCUGAUGGGCUGAUUGCCUGCCCAAUCUCAGGUGGAUGUUUUUUUUUAACGCCAGGAGCAAGUGAAUGCUUUCUUUUAAUCAAAUGGGUUUUGGCUGUAUUGUUUCUUCUUCAGACUUUAUCCUAUUUUUGCAUCGGAAUGAAUGAAUGAAUGAUCAUCCUGAGGAUUGUAAUUAGAAAUGGACAACCUCCAUACAGUGUAAUGCGCAUAUUAAUGCUAUGUAUUGUAUCCCUCUCUAUAUUGUAUGUUCUUCCCCAUCCUCCAAAAAGUGAUUAUUUUUUGUGGAUUCAGUACAUUUAACCCAUUUCUGGAAGUGGGAUUUAUCCUCGAUUAAAAAAAAAUGUGUGUAUCUAAA
Molecule: messenger RNA, 4879 nt
Organism: Megalobrama amblycephala (Wuchang bream)
Lineage: Eukaryota; Metazoa; Chordata; Actinopteri; Cypriniformes; Xenocyprididae
Gene: phaf1
Product: phagosome assembly factor 1
Biological process (GO): Golgi to plasma membrane protein transport
Cellular component (GO): synaptic vesicle membrane; dendrite; trans-Golgi network
Source: RefSeq, a predicted model, not a curated record